UGAGGAUUUGGGUACAGAAUAGGGUCUUCAGGACUGAUGGAAGUUGUUGAUCAAGUCAAUAAGUUUGAGCAUAUGAACUCUAUAGCUUUUAGGCUGCUUCAUUUUGCUAAUCACGGUUUAGGGAGCAGCAGGAUGAAAAUAGAUUCUCAAACCAUGCUCCUCCUGCAGAACUGCAAUGAAUAUAGUUAUGGGAUCUGACCUGACCUCAAGACCUCAAGACCAAGUUUGGUAGGAAUAUGUAUCUUUGGGCUCUGCGUUACAUGAACUGUUAAAGAGUAACGGGCCCAAUUCGGCCAUAAUCGUGUUAUAUAUGAGGAAAUAUUAGUUAGUUGUCGAUCGCCGCAUGUUAUUAUAUAACUUCUAUUACAGUAUGCCGUGUCAGUCAUCAAAACUUCGAUUAUGAGCAUAGUUCUAGAUGUGAAUAGUCGAGUGACGGUUGUAAACUGACUAAUAAUUUCCCGAUUUGAAAAGGAGGUUAUUCUCCAAAGUCGAAGCGCACCCGGGCGGGUUAAGGCCACGCUCCUAGUCAUAGGAACUCCUUUAUGGAAGUGUCGUGAGAUAUUGAAAGCAGCAGAGGACUGGAGCGUGUCUCUCUCCUCACCUUUCCCACUCCUCUCUUUUCUAUCUUAAUUCUCCAUUGCCACCCACUUCCUGUCUCUGCUGAAUUGUCCUCCCCACCGAUUCUCAAUGGCUAUGCUUUUCAGUGCAUCUGCCCGCUCGCAUUCCCUUCUCCCAACCCCCCAUUCUUCACUCCUCCACAGGCCGAAGCCUUCCUCCCGAGUCCCGCUGCUGUCCACGGGAGCAAAGUCAAGAGACAAUGGAGCUUGCCCAGGCAAGGUUUCGGCCCGGAAAAGGGACUUGUGCGAAGCUGUGGACGAGACAGAAAUGGCGGGAGCUGAAGAAACAGGGGAGCUCACUGAGAGUGAGACUCUGCUGUACUCGUUCACUCCUCUGCCUCUUCUCCUCUUCGCUGCUCUUCCUGGAGCUGGGGCUGUGAGAUCUGUGUUCGGGCCGUUUGUUGAGCUUGUCAAAUCGUGGAAUCUUCCCGAUUGGCUAGUGCACUGGGGUCACCCCGGAAACAUGGCUGUUGUGCUCUUCGCCAUGGGAGGAUAUGGGACGUAUCUGGGUUUCCGCAUCAAAUACUCGGAUGACGUGGAGGAGAAGGCCAAGGCGAAGGACUUGCACCCGAAGCUUCUCGGCGGGAUGUUCUUCUUCUUUGCUCUCGGGGCGACUGGUGGAAUAACAUCUCUUCUCACCUCUGACAAACCUAUAUUCGAGAGUCCUCAUGCUGUCACGGGAUUUAUCGGUCUCUCACUCUUGACUAUACAGACCAUUCUGCCUACACUAUUCGAAGGCAACCCGGGACUUAGGAAUGUUCAUGGGAUACUGGGCAGUGGAAUCAUGACGCUUUUUCUCAUCCAUGCUGCCUUCGGACUUCAACUCGGCCUCAGUUACUGAUCUCAAUGAUUUCCUGUGUUCAUUUGAAGCAGGACUUGGUCGAGCAGUAACAGUCAAUAGAAGAUAAAAUUUUGAUCUCAUCAUCUUUCAGUAGAAUCGAAACAAGAGAACAUAUAUAUAGAGAGAACAUUUUCCAUUGCUGAA
This is a messenger RNA of Punica granatum (pomegranate), 1602 nucleotides long. The record is from RefSeq and is a predicted model, not a curated record. NCBI's taxonomy places the organism in Eukaryota, Viridiplantae, Streptophyta, Magnoliopsida, Myrtales, Lythraceae.